AUGUCUUCAUUCUCUUUUUAUGAAUCUCCUGAUUUUCUAAUCUAUGGAUCUCACGCGCUAAUCGCAAUCGAAUUACCUGCUCAUACCCUCGGAGCCUAUUGUGUUCUAAUGAAAACUCCAACAAAAAUGAAAUCUGUUAAAAUGUGUCUCUUCAGUUUAUUAUUCUUUGGAGCAUUUUUGGAUUUUACCCUAACUAUUCUACUCAUCCCAUAUCUUACGAUCCCGGCUCCUGGAGGAAUUGCUUUUGGAUUAUUUCAAAAAUUGGGUGUGAGUAAUGCAGUGCAAACUUGGUUUGGUGCGGCGAGUCUCGGCUUGACCGCUUGUUCUGUUUUAUUAUGUUUUGAGAAUCGCUACAGCUCGCUGAUCGUCAAAUGUUAUUCGAAAACUACUGCUUGGCAUAUCAAACGGUACAUUUAUUUGGGGCUUAACUUUUUGUUUGCCUUGAUCUUCUUUGUACCAGCAGUUUAUGAGAAACCCGAUCAGGUUUCGGCGAAACUUUAUAUCAAACAAAUAGUACCACAUAUCCCAGAUUAUAUCAUAGAUGAUCCCACAUUUUAUGUGAUUGAUCCCAAUACAAAAACCACUAUGAUUUGUGUAUCUGCAAUGAUGAUUUGUCAAUUCAGUCAAGAUGCUUUUUUCGUAUUCAGUAUGUUAUAUUAUUUCUUGACUACAACGAGUAUCUCUCGACAAACUAGACAACUUCAGAAAAUGUUUUUUCUAUCACUAUGUAUUCAAGUUUCUAUAGCUGUUGGGAUAUUGCUCAUACCAAUGUUUUAUAUUAUUUAUUCAAUGUUGAAUAGUUAUCAUAACCAAGUUGCAAAUAAUAUAAUAACACUUGUUGUCAGUAUUCAUGGAUUGAUAUCUACAGUAGUUAUGAUUGCGAUUCACAAACCUUAUCGAAAUGUGAUCAUCAGAUCUGCAACUUCUAAUAAAAAUCAGAGCAUAGUUCCAGUUUUACGAACCUUUUGA
This is a messenger RNA of Caenorhabditis angaria, 969 nucleotides long. The record is from the annotation of a GenBank genome assembly. Lineage: Eukaryota; Metazoa; Nematoda; Chromadorea; Rhabditida; Rhabditidae.